AUGUGGAUGAGGCCCUACCCCUCAAGAGAGUCAAGCGAAAGAGUGAAGGGCAAACCGAGCCGCGUGAUGGCGGUGAACCCUGGAGCGUCGCACCCACCCAAGACUGAAAGAAAGAAGGCUGUGAAGGGGAAGUCGUUGGUGGUUGACAAGCGUUCAACGGAUGAGAGGUUCAAAGACCAGCUGGAGGAGAACAUCGUCGGCCUCCGAAAGGAGCUGGUCAGAGAGCGGGAGGAGAGGAACUACUUCCAGCUGGAGAGGGACAAGAUCCAGGGCUGCUGGGAAGUGUCCAGGAGGAGGCUGGAGGAGGAGAAGGCCGAGCUGAGGAGCAGACAAAGGGAGAGAGAGGAGGCAAAGGAUCGCCACCAAGAGGAAAUUACUCUGUACAAGCAGAGGCUGAAGCACGUCCUGUCCGAACACCACGACUCCACCUACGCGCUGAAGGCGGACGCCGUCGCCUCGACCGUCCCGGUGCUGAUUCGGCACGUGCAGGCAGAGCUCGGGCUCCGGAGUGAAGUGCACGGCCUGCAGGCGGAGCGCAGGGAGAAGAAGCUCCAAGGGGAAAACGUCAUCAUGGAGCUGAAGCUGAAGCACCAGGUGGAGUUAGUGGAGCUGGAAAACCACUACGAGAAAAGAGUCACAGAAAUGGAGAUGAAGUAUCACAACAAAGUGCAGUUAAUGAUCACAGCGCACACCACGAAGCUGGAGCAGGAGGUCGCCCGGAUCGAUGGCUGUAUGAAAAGCCGCGUUGCGACUCUGUUAGAGGACCACGAGAGAGCGGUCCGCUGCAUUGACCCGUACUAUGGUGCUCAAACCAAAGUCCUGUUCAAUCAGAAAAAUCUGAAGGUUGAACUUGCGGAGGCGAUGGCGCUGAAGGCGCGCACGGACAAGCGGUGCUCAAAGGUCGAGCAGGAGAACAGACGUCUGAAGGAGUCUCUGCCGGGAUGCCAACGGAAGCUCUCAGAGUUACAGAAACAGCUGCAAGACCACAAGCAGGCCAGCAUCAAGACGGCGGCGACUAAAGCCAGAGUGAAGGCCCUGGAUCAGGAGAAGAGGGACCUGUCGGUGGAGCAUGUGCUGCUCGAGCAGGCCUUUGAGAAGGUUCAGCAGGAGUGUGACGAGCUGUCGCAGAAACAGACGGCGGCCAUGCUGGACAUAGAGCAGCAGUGCGGCCUGAAGCACCUGUUGCUGGAGAGGAAAGUGGCAGCGCUGACCCACACUUUGGAGAAGAAGGAGGCGCAGCUCUGCGCCGCACUCUUGGCCUCCAACAUCGACCAAACUGCAGCCAGCAGCGCCGCUAACAAACUCCAGGAAAUGCUGGAGUCCAAACAGGCCACCGCCAACGGCUUGCAGCGCGACUUGGAUCGAGACUGUACGGAGUAUGACGACCUGCUGCAGACCUGUAAGGACCAGCUGAAGGCGUUGGGCGUCCCUCUGCACGACUUCCCCUUCAAGUGUUCCAAGUGGAUCCUGGGGGGACGGACUCGGGUGCAGAACUCACAGGACGUGCAUGAAUAA
This is a messenger RNA of Cyclopterus lumpus (lumpfish), 1515 nucleotides long. Its product is annotated as dynein regulatory complex subunit 4-like. Lineage: Eukaryota; Metazoa; Chordata; Actinopteri; Perciformes; Cyclopteridae. Gene Ontology annotation, molecular function: microtubule binding; small GTPase binding. The transcript has 12 exons. Bases 1 to 1515 code for a protein of 504 amino acids. The record is from RefSeq and is a predicted model, not a curated record. Gene Ontology annotation, biological process: flagellated sperm motility. Gene Ontology annotation, cellular component: microtubule; motile cilium; Golgi apparatus.